UCUGCUCAAAACUAUGAGAAGGAAGUCCAGAAUCCUGCUGUGCUUCGCCUUCCUCUGGGUUUUGGGGAUCGCUUAUUACAUUUACCUGGGCAGCGGGACGAGCCGGAAGAUUACCCAGAAUACUUUGAUUCAUGCACUCCUUUGGCUAUGAAGCGUUUUGGAACAUCUGGAGAUUGUGAAAGAUGUCAUUUUUUUUCUUCGUCUCCCUUGCUAUUGGCUAGCCUGCAGAAAAUAGUCGAUCUCGUUUUGAAGGAUGAAUGGAACUCUCUAGAUCCAAAUAAGAGAAAGAAUGGUCAGAACAACAAAGCAGAAGGACAAGCACAGAACAUCGAGACAUUACCACCUGGGAAAGUAAAGUGGCAAGACUUUGAUCAGGAAGCUUACAUUGAGGUCACUUUAGUAAAGAAUGGACAGGAUCCAUAUGCACGGAAUAAGUUUAAUCAGCUGGAAAGUGACAAACUGCGAAUGGAUAGGAAUAUUCCAGAUACCAGGCAUGAUCAAUGCAGGCGGAAGCAGUGGAACUCCGACUUAACAGCAACCAGCGUAGUUAUCACCUUUCACAAUGAAGCAAGAUCAGCAUUGCUUCGUACCAUUGUCAGCGUGCUUAGAAAAAGUCCACCACACCUGAUAAAAGAAAUCAUCUUGGUUGAUGAUUACAGUGACAACCCUGAAGAUGGCACUUUGCUAUCAAAGAUUGAGAAGGUCCGAAUUCUGCGAAAUAACAGACGAGAAGGCCUAAUGCGUUCACGUGUCAGGGGAGCUGAUGCAGCACAAGCAAACAUCCUUACAUUUCUUGACAGCCAUUGCGAAUGUAAUGAACACUGGCUAGAACCCCUCCUGGAGAGGGUGGUUGAGGAUAAAACUAGAGUUGUUUCUCCAAUAAUUGAUGUAAUUAACAUGGAUAACUUCCAGUAUGUUGGAGCUUCUGCUGAUCUAAAAGGCGGAUUUGACUGGAAUCUGGUCUUUAAAUGGGACUACAUGACUCCAGAACAAAGACGAGCUCGUCAGGGUAAUCCAAUUGGUCCCAUUAGAACACCCAUGAUAGCUGGGGGUCUCUUUGUGAUGGAUAAAGGUUACUUUGAAGAGCUUGGUAAAUAUGACAUGAUGAUGGAUGUCUGGGGUGGAGAAAACUUAGAAAUUUCUUUUCGAGUGUGGCAAUGUGGGGGCAUCCUUGAAAUCAUUCCCUGUAGUCGGGUAGGUCAUGUAUUCCGCAAGCAGCAUCCCUAUACAUUUCCAGGAGGCAGCGGUACUGUUUUUGCAAGAAAUACACGCAGGGCAGCAGAAGUUUGGAUGGAUGAAUUCAAAAAUUUCUAUUAUGCAGCAGUGCCUUCAGCUCGAAAUGUGCCAUUCGGCAAUAUUCAGAGCAGAUUAGAACUGAAGAAGAAAUUGGCCUGUAAACCAUUUAAAUGGUACUUGGAAAAUGUUUAUCCUGAGCUAAGAGUCCCUGAUCACCAAGAUAUUGCUUUUGGAGCUCUACAACAAGGUUCCAAUUGCCUAGACACACUGGGCCACUUUGCAGAUGGUGUUGUUGGUGUCUAUGAAUGUCACAAUGCAGGGGGUAACCAGGAAUGGGCAUUAACAAAAGGCAAGUCAGUGAAACAUAUGGAUUUGUGCCUUACUGUGGUAGACCGGGUGGCUGGUUCGGUCAUAAAGUUGCAAGGUUGCAGAGACAAUGACAGCAGACAGAAAUGGGAACAAAUUGAGAAUAACUCAAAACUAAGGCAUGUGGGCAGCAAUCUUUGUCUUGACAGUAGGAACAGCCGGAGUGGCGGGCUCACUGUUGAAGUCUGUAACCCAACCCUUUCACAACAGUGGAAAUUCACACUUAAUUUACAGCAGUAAUAGAUAUGGACCAUUACAUUUUGGAACUUUCAAUGUGGACAAUAUUUAAAUUGGUAAAUCAAGUUUGCAUUCAACCAUAUACCUCGAUUUUUGAAAGAGUUCCAUAUUACAUCUUUCUUUGAAUUAAUCUAUCGAGUGUCUAAACUUGUUGAUUUCGGUUACCCUCAAUCUCUAUAUUAUUUCUUUUCAAUUAGCAAAGUCCUUCCCUCCUGAUCUUAAAUAGUACGGUACACAUAUUUCAUCACAGCAAGAAUCAUUUCAGUCCUUCUGUUGUGGAAGUUUCCCAAAUAACAAUUUCUGUUCGAUAGGAAAUGCAGUGCACUGAUAAUGAAGGCUGCUUAUGAGCACAUCAAACAUUUGCGCCUCUAAAGAAGGUGGUGUCCAGCUCUGUACUGUUUCAAAAUUCACAUUAGUUUUUUUAUGAUUAAUUUUUGUAUCAACUAUUGUUCAAAUGCAAAGCUACUGUGUCUUUAUCUGAUGUUCAGUUUUUGCUGCAGUGUGCAGAUGCCAUAACUAAUUCAGCGUACGAGUUUUGUAAGCCGUGAAGAAUUGAUUAAAAAAAAGGCAAAAAAGAUGUUGGAAAGUGAAAUGAUAUCCAAAAAAAGGUCAUGUGCUGUUCUUGCAUUUUAUAUCUAUGUUACGUUCAUCUAAAUCUCAGCACUUAUUUCUUUCUGUGCCUGGGGUAGUUGGGUGUGGGUGAUAUGUAACCCUGUAAUUGUAAGGCACAAACACUUACUAAAUGUUAUUUAAUGGAUCAAAGUCAGUAGACAAUUCAAAGAUAUUUUAUAUUUAUUAUGUAAGUAGCUGUAUUAAGAGACUGUAAUGCACCAACAUCAUUCCUUUCAUCUGUGAUUCCAGCUUGCACUUUCUGUAAAAUCAUCCAAUAAUUUACCAGCUAGCUUUUUCUACAUUGAUUUUUCUUUUCAAAGUGGUGUCGAACACGUGCCUUCUUGUUCCAGGUUACUUAACAACAAAAAUAUAAUUCCUAGGUGAUUACAGUGCACCCAUGCAAUGGCAGUAUUUCUGUCUUUUAUUUACAUUUGUCAUCUGAAGGUUUAAGGGAAUUUUUUCAAAUCGAUCGCUCAGUGAACUGAAAGCAGUAGGAAGCUUAAACCAUGUUCCUCUGCCUUCCAAACUUACUUCUGCUAACAGUAUCAAUAUCUUAGUAUCAAUUUUCUGUAAAGUCUUACUUCAUUUAUAUUUAUUUAGUUUAUCAAAUUGAGGACCGUCAGGUUACACUAUGUUGAGAUUUAGUGAGCACAAUGCAAUAAAAAAUGUCUGGCACUACCAGAGAACAUCAAGGUUGAUUAAAAUGAGAAACAUGUCUUUCUCGUAUCUCCAAACCUCCUCGCCCGUGCCCCCCUCCAGUUAUAUUUGUUACUUUAUUGCUGUUUCCCUAUCAUGCCUCAAUCUCUGCUUCUUUUACUGUUCCAUGUCUUUGUGCUAAUGGACAGACAAUGAUUUUAUUACCAACUUUAAAAGCAUAAAUUGUACGUGUGAAACAUCCAAGUUCUUCUUGGAAAGAAAAAUUUUACUGCUGCUGAACAUGGGGUUUGAUGUUAGUUUUCAAAUAAAAUGUUUACAUGCCACAGUGUGCCAAAGUUCAUUGUAGUAGAAAAGCAUCAUCCUUUUCAUUUAUAAUUAAUAAUCUUAACAUUUUAAAUACAGUAUUUCCUUCUAAUAAGAAAAGUCCCAUUAUUAAAAAGCUUUUGCAACGCCCAAAAUGCAAAGGAGCUUGGUUGGGGAACCUAAAUAUGUGUUUAUCUUCAAAUAUAAGCAAAAGCAAGUUUGAUGUUAAGUAACACGUGACUAUUGAUUUUUUUUUCAGUGUAAGACUAAUUUCUUUUCUCAAUUCCCAGUUCUUUACAAAAGUUAUUCUUAAGAGUAAUAUUAGUGUUGUGCGCAGCUACGUCACUGUGGAGUGUUUGAAUGAUACCAAGUGUCACCAAUUCAUUAAAAUGACUCUCCCCACAUUUUUCUCACUAAUCUACAAAGCAUGAUCUUACUCAUACUUUUUAUAGAUGUGAUGGAAAGCAUCGUUGAAAUUGAAUUAAUUUUAAUAAACUUUAUACCUUUAAAUUCCAA
This is a messenger RNA of Stegostoma tigrinum, 3927 nucleotides long. It is a transcript of the gene galnt2, whose product is annotated as UDP-N-acetyl-alpha-D-galactosamine:polypeptide N-acetylgalactosaminyltransferase 2. The record is from RefSeq and is a predicted model, not a curated record. NCBI's taxonomy places the organism in Eukaryota, Metazoa, Chordata, Chondrichthyes, Orectolobiformes, Stegostomatidae. The transcript is spliced from 17 exons. Gene Ontology annotation, cellular component: Golgi apparatus. Bases 148 to 1842 code for a protein of 564 amino acids.